Molecule: messenger RNA, 4841 nt
Organism: Entelurus aequoreus (snake pipefish)
Lineage: Eukaryota; Metazoa; Chordata; Actinopteri; Syngnathiformes; Syngnathidae
Product: collagen alpha-1(XIX) chain-like
Exons: 51
Coding region: 202-3474 (1090 amino acids)
Source: RefSeq, a predicted model, not a curated record
UUCCACCGCCACUAAUAAGGAGCUCGAUCGGCGGGCGAUCCCACUCGGACUUUUAUUUUACAAGUCCUCAGAACCGGAGUCGGACCGGUCGUUAUCUCGCGUGGAUUAUGCUCAUCUCGCUGCUUUUUUGAUUCCGCACCGCCUUUGAGGAAACUUUCCCCGCUCCUGUUUUCAAGAAAGCAGUCUACCAGUGUCAGAACCAUGAUCUGCCUGCUAAGAUGGACUACUCUCCUUUGGACUGUACUCUUAAUUCCUUGCACUUUUGGAAUGGCAGUGAAUGAACGAACAGAUGUCUCAUGUUCACGAUUGAAUGUGGAUGAAAGCAGGUUUUCAGAUGUCUUGGAUCGUCCUCUGGAAAUCACAGGAUUUGAUCUGACAGAAAAGUUUCUUUUGAGAAAAGGGACAGUCACAGAAGACCUGCCUUCAUUUCGCCUGGGAAGCAGCCCACUUAUCAAGCCAACCAAGCAAAUCUUCCCAAAUGGGUUGCCAAGUGAAUACUCCCUGGUCACCAUCUUCCGUGUGAGAAGAACUACAAAAAAAGACCGCUGGUAUCUAUGGCAGAUAUUCGACCAGGCUGGAGACACUCAGGUGUCAAUUGUGGUUGACGGCGGCAGGAAGGCGGUGGAGUUCUCCUCGCGGGGCCUGCUGAACAACGUGCUCCGCUACACGUUUAAGAGCCGUGACCUACACAACCUGUUUGAUCGCCAGUGGCACAAGCUGAGCUUUUCUGUGCAGAGCAACAUCGUCUCUGUUUACAUGGACUGCAGGCUAAUAGAAAGGAGGCUGACUGGCGAGAGAGAUGCCGUUGACCACAGUGGGCGUGCACUCAUCACCACCAGAAUAGAGGAUGGACGGCCGGUGGAUAUUGAACUCAAACAAAUUCUCAUCUACUGCGACCCUUACAUAGUGGAGAUGGAAACGUGCUGUGAGAUACUGGAGCGAAAGUGUGAAGACCCGCAGACGUUUAAUGGCACCUCCCCUCCCCCGGUUACAGCCCAACUCCCACAGAUGCUGUCUCAGCCAGCCACACAGCCAAUUGACAGAUGUCACUGCCCAGCUGAAAAGGGAGAGGUUGGUCUUCCAGGCCAAGUUGGCCUUCCUGGACCAAAAGGAGAUGUUGGGGAUAAGGGUGACUCAGGAGAGGAUGGCACACAAGGAAGCUCGGGUCAAAAGGGAGAAGUUGGAUCGGACGGACAGAAGGGGAUGGAAGGGGAAAGGGCUGACAACGACUGUCUCAAAGGGGAUCAGGGCCUUCGGGGAGGAAAAGGAGAACAGGGACUAGGUGGACUGCCAGGCCGGCCAGGUGAAACAGGCAAGGAGGGCAAAAGGGGCCGCAGGGGAAAGCCUGGUGAGCCUGGACCUGAAGGCAAACCUGGCGACAAGGGCGAGACUGGCGUCCCGGGAGAGAAGGGGGCGAAAGGAGACAGCGGAGAGCCUGGUCAGCCUGGUGCCGAGGGGGCCGAAGGGAUGAAAGGACAGAAAGGUGAUGGAGGCCCACCUGGUCCACCUGGUCCUGUGAUGACAUCUCAUGGAUUGAGGCAACUCUCUGAAACUGAUGGAACAAUGAAUGCACUGAAAGGAGAAAAGGGGGAUCGGGGGGAAAUUGGAUCACCAGGACCACAAGGCUUGAAGGGAAUCAUCGGGCUGCCGGGAUUGAAAGGAGAUCAAGGUCCAGAGGGCAAGCAAGGACCCGCUGGACUCCCAGGAGAGCCAGGCUCACCAGGGGAGCAUGGAAGAAAUGGCCUAAAAGGGGAGAAGGGGGACUCAGGAACAGGGAUUGGACUGCCAGGACCCAAGGGUGAGCCUGGAGAGCCUGGAAAUGUGGGCGAUGGGCUGUCUUUAUCCAGAAGCUCUCGUGGCCCUAAGGGAGAACGAGGCGUCCCAGGACUGCCUGGAGAGCAUGGUGAAAAAGGCGAGCCUGGAGAGAGCAUCACAGGCAUGCCAGGCCCCAUGGGACCCCCAGGGAAGCCAGGAAUGGAGGGUCUUCGUGGAGCCCCAGGUUCGUCUGGGCCGACUGGAACUCCUGGAAAAGAGGGCCCCCCUGGCAGACCAGGUGCCCCAGGCCCCGCAGGACCGCCAGGUGAACCGACCGCACUACCAAUCGUUGGAGAUAUUGGAGCUGCGCUUAAGAACGCCUGCAGUGUCUGCCAGAUGAGAGUCUCCGGGUUGACCGGGCAGAAGGGAGAGAAGGGCUCCCCCGGAGCGCAAGGACAUGAUGGCAUGGUGGGAGAAAAGGGAGAUCCAGGUAUAAGAGGUCCAAUGGGGAACCCUGGUAAAGAAGGCCCAAAGGGAGUGAAAGGAGAGCGAGGCUUCUUGGGCCCCACAGGUGAUAAGGGUGAUGAGGGGCCUGCUGGAGUUCCUGGACUCCCUGGGGUUACAGGUCGCACUGGGGAGCAGGGUCUAAUGGGUUGGCCUGGUCCAGUGGGUCAAACAGGAACUAAAGGAGAUCAAGGAAACGAAGGGCCUCCUGGACGACCUGGGCUUCCAGGACCUCCUGGUGCACCCUACGUGGAGGGCAAUGGGAUGAGCGGCCUGUACAAGCUGCAGAGUGGUGGAGCUAUUUUAGGACCCCCCGGAGCUCCUGGCGCUCCGGGACCCAAAGGAGAUGAAGGACUUGCAGGGGACCCGGGGCCUAUGGGAUUACCUGGGCUUGAAGGACUACCUGGUGCUAAGGGUGAUGUCGGUCUGCCCGGUCCACCUGGAACAUCAGGUCCUCUAGGGAAGCCCGGCCCACGGGGAGAACCAGGGAUCCCAGGAGAGCCGGGUGAGAGGGGGCCACUCGGAGAGACGGGAUUCCCGGGACCCGAGGGACCCCAAGGUGUUGCUGGCAGGCCUGGGAAGGAUGGAACUCCCGGAUACAAGGGCGAUCCAGGUAGAGCGGGUGACAGAGGAUCCAAAGGGGAACGUGGUGAUCCGGGAAUUCCCGGAGAGAGAGGUGUCCAGGGAGAAAGAGGACGCACUGGAGAUGGUGGCCCCUCGGGACCGAGCGGACCUGUUGGCCAAAAAGGGGAUGUGGGCCCUCCGGGACAGUUGGGCGACACCUCCCUCAUGGAGGAACUGAAAAUGUUCAUCAGGACUGAAGUAUUAAGGGUCUUUGAAGAAAAGCUGUCGAGCUCUGCCCUGCUACAGAAGACACCUGCAGGCCUUUUAGCCUCACAGAUCCAAGGACCUCCAGGAGACCCUGGCAAGGAUGGCUCACCAGGAGUGCCUGGACCUCCCGGUCCUCAAGGAUAUAGGGGGCAAAAAGGAGAACGAGGUCAGAUUGGUCUGGGCCUGCUGGGAGAUCCAGGACCUAUUGGACCACCAGGCCCUCCUGGGGAAGCUUCUCAGGGUCCUCCCGGCUCCCCGGGGCCAAGAGGACCCGCAGGGACGUGUGACCCCGGGGAUUGUGUACCCUUCGAGCCCGACUCCAGCUUCGGCCAUCCCGCCCCCAGCUCCCUCCUCCAGCCAGGCAGGAAAGGAAGGACGCCAUGAUGGAUGCAGUAGGGGUCCUCGUGUGUGUGAGUGUGUGCGUGACAUUGCUAACAGGCUUCAUUUGAAUGCAACAGAAACAUUUUUUUUUGUUUUUGCAAUGCUGUACUUUUAGGUUAUUGGUUGUUUUUACUCCCCUCCUACCGGCUGUGAUGUAAUGCAUUCCUUGUCAUCUCUCAUUACGUCUCUGAAGCCCCCCCCCCCCCCUCUCCCCGCCGCGUCUCAACAACAUGAUCUUAAUUAUUUGUUUGCCUCCUUAAUUGGCACGCUUAUGCACCCCUUCUGUUCUUCUUCAGAUAAGCCGUACAAGGGACUGUACGUGUGUCUCUGUGCCUGUGAGAUGAGCUGUGUGUUUGUUUCAUGUGCAGAUGCCAGAGAAUUAGAAGCCUGUUUUAACUCUCUUGCCUUUGCAUGGUGGUCUUCAUGUUGAGGACCUCCUUAUCAACCUCCUGCAGAGCAUGCGGGUGACCUCAUGCAUUUACAUAAUAGUCUGAUACAGAAGACGGCAAACAUAAAAAAAAAUCCCCUCCAAAAAAAUCCAGCGCCUUAUGAACUGUAUAACCAAAGUGCAGCAGCAACUGUGUCUGAUAGAGAAUUAUUUAUUUUCAAUGUAUUCAAAAGAAGUGUUGGGUUUUUUCGAGCUUGUGGCUUAAGCUAUUUCUGGAUGAGUGGGGGGGAGCUUAUUUAAAAUGCAUCGUGCAUGAUAAUCAUUUUCAAAAAGAAACUCAAACGUCUUCCCAUUAAUUACGUUUGCCAUUGCAGCAAUCGUACAAAAAACACUGAUUGUUAUGCAUGACAAGAAUGUACUUGACAAGUUUGAUUGUUCUUAGAGGCCUCACUUAUAUGAAGGAGUAUAGGGGAUGCACUAAAAAGACACAAUUCCAAUUUAAAAAGUCAUAUUUUUUUCAAGAAAAAAGCUUAUUUUUAACGGAAGAUGUCCAGAUUUUAAAUUACCCUAGGCGCUGCUGCUCACUGCUCCCCUCACCUCCCAGGGGGUGAUCAAGGGUGAUGGGUCAAAUGCAGAGAAUAAUUUCGCCACACCUAGUGUGUGUGUGACAAUCAUUGGUACUUUAACUUUAACCUUAUUAGACUAGAGUAAACCCUCAUGAAUUUCCUCAAAGUAGGAAUUAAAGGCCUACUGAAAUGAAAUUUUCUUAUUUAAACGGGCAUAGCAGAUCCAUUCUAUGUGUCAUUCUUGAUCAUUUCGCGAUAUUGCCAUAUUUUUGCUGAAAGGAUUUAGUAGAGAACAUCGACGAUAAAGUUUGCAACUUUUGGUCACUGAUAAAAAAAGCCUUGCCCCUACCGGAAGUAGCGUGACGUCACAGGUUGAAGAGCUCCUCACAUUUUUAAGAUUAAAGAUUAAAGAUACC